AUGUCUAGUGAUCGUCUAGACUGGUCCCAGCCAGCGUCCAGAGGAGAUGGUACUUGGUUGAGACGUGGAGGUCGCAGGCCAGUCUGUGAAGACGCUCGAGAGAUCUUCGAGCAGAGUAACGCUAUGACGACUGGAAUCAAUUUCAACGAAUACGAUAAAAUUCCAACGGAGGUGUCUGGGAAGGGCGCUGCUGGGAUCGGCCAUAUUGAUUCUUUCGGCGAAGCGAAGCUAGAUGCAGGCAUAUUGAGAAAUAUUGAAAAAUGUGGAUAUACGAAGCCGACACCUGUGCAGAAGCAUGCUAUACCUGUUGUUAUGGCUAAACGUGAUCUGAUGGCGUGUGCGCAGACUGGGAGCGGCAAGACUGGUGCGUUCCUACUACCCACGAUUCACAGAAUGAUCGAGGAGGGACCGCCAGCAUCAGUGAACAGCUCUGUGAAGAACGGUGGAAGGUGGAAGGCUUAUCCAGUGUCGCUGGUCCUUGCUCCUACGAGGGAGCUCGCGUCGCAGAUAUUCGAGGAAGCCAGGAAAUAUUGUUAUGGAACUGGUAUAAGAUCGGUGGUGGUAUACGGCGGAGCGGAGAUAGAUUGCAGCUCAGGGAAUUGGAAAGAGGCUGCGAUUUACUCGUUGCAACGCCGGGGAGAUUGA
Perkinsus marinus ATCC 50983 is the source of this 645-nucleotide messenger RNA. RefSeq names its product DEAD box ATP-dependent RNA helicase, putative. The record is from RefSeq and is a predicted model, not a curated record. Gene Ontology annotation, molecular function: ATP binding; nucleic acid binding; RNA helicase activity. Bases 1 to 645 code for a protein of 214 amino acids. NCBI's taxonomy places the organism in Eukaryota, Perkinsozoa, Perkinsida, Perkinsidae. The transcript has 7 exons.